Molecule: messenger RNA, 666 nt
Organism: Striga asiatica
Lineage: Eukaryota; Viridiplantae; Streptophyta; Magnoliopsida; Lamiales; Orobanchaceae
Source: the annotation of a GenBank genome assembly
AUGCCACACCAAACCACGCCUCUAGUGUCUUUAUACAGUUCGAAAAGCUUGGGUGACUUGCGGAGGAAAUCGGAGAUCUUGUGGGGCUUGGGGAGGUUGAUUUGCCUGCGGUGUUGGUCGAGAUUUCUCAAGGGGAUUAUGUUUUCGGGCUCGGAUUUGAGAAUCUCGAACAAGUGUAGGAUCUUCAUAACCAUCUUGUGUUUUUCGGUCACGAUUUCUAGGUCGUGCACGCGUUUGUUCUUGCUCCGUUCAAAAAUAGUUGAUGUCGACGUGUAUGGUGUAGGACGACGCCGUCUAUCGCCGGUCACGAAACUAGGUCAACAAAUAAGAAAAACUGAAAAAUACGAGCUCUAUUUCCCGUCAGACACCGAGUUGUGGCUGCGAUGGUGGUUCAUAUCUUGUUAUGGUGUUUCAGGGACGGCGGAGGAUGGAGGAGAGAGGCGGCGGACGGCGGAGAAAAUAGAAGAAGGGGCGGGCCUACGAUUUGUGUCACGUAAUCGCGAUGGAGGUUUUGGGGGCCGAUGGUUGUACGGGAAUUUAAGGCGUCCUAUCUCCCCAGCUUUUCAUUUUUGGUGUUUGUUCUCUGUGAAAUCCAUGGAUCCUGAAGAAGUUGUGAAACUUUGUAACCGUCUUCGAUUAGACCUGGACGAGGAGCCGAUUCUGUAA